AUGAUAUUACCGUCGGUGCUGAGACCGGCGAACGAGAGGAGAAUAGAGGAGCUCGUGUCGUUAAAGGAUCUGAACCCCGUCGGUUAUCCAGCUGGGACCCCGACGCCUCCCUUCGAGCAUAUGCCUAAGUCGUUACAACGGCGUUACGUCAAAGUUAAAGAACUUCUAUUUGAUCCAGAGACGUCCCAGCGUAUCUACUGGCAGGAAGUGCCUUUUGAUAACAACGACGACGAAGUUCACGAUCAUGAUAAUGGAUGUUUCCUUUUCUUUAAGAUAAGCAUUCGCAGAAUGAUCGAUAAGUGGUUUGGUGCACUUUUUGGAUUGACUAAGUUUGAUGAGUUUCAUUAUUGA
Messenger RNA from Eruca vesicaria subsp. sativa (arugula), 351 nucleotides. NCBI's taxonomy places the organism in Eukaryota, Viridiplantae, Streptophyta, Magnoliopsida, Brassicales, Brassicaceae. The record is from the annotation of a GenBank genome assembly.